Molecule: messenger RNA, 1806 nt
Organism: Corvus hawaiiensis (hawaiian crow)
Lineage: Eukaryota; Metazoa; Chordata; Aves; Passeriformes; Corvidae
Product: complement receptor type 1-like
Exons: 5
Coding region: 852-1547 (231 amino acids)
Biological process (GO): negative regulation of complement activation, classical pathway
Source: RefSeq, a predicted model, not a curated record
GUGGGAGGUGGGCACUGAGGAGCUGCCAGGCUCUCCUGGCACUGUGCAGGCACCACUGGAGUGUGCUGCUCCCCAGAGGUGGCACUGGAAGGCCAGGUUUAGUUCUGGCGCUGUUGCUGCUGUGGGAUUGAGUUUUGCUGCCUCCCCCAGGGCUGUCUGCUGCCUGCUCCGGCCUUGUCUGAAUACAGGGAGCAGCCUGGGCUUGUGAGCCGAGCCAGCUCAUCCUUUGUUGAGUGCUCGGACAAGGACAGCAUGGAUUUGGGGUCCCUGGAGUGACACUUAGGCCUUCCCUGCCCUGGGUGUGGAGGUGAUGUGCCCAGGGGGACACAGGGAGGCACCUUGCUGGUCUUGGCUGGACGCUGACUUAUCCCCUCGUGUCCCUUUCUCAAGCAGCUGAGCAAAAGCUGUUGGAAUUCCAGGUUGCCGGAGGAAACCACUUGAUCCCAGCACCCCUGAGGGAGAGGCAGAGGCUGUCCCUGACAGCCCCCACUGCUGGAGGAUGCUCCUUGCUCCAGGCAGAGCAUCCCUGCCCUUGGUGCUCAGCGUGGCCUUGCCCAGCCUUCCCGUCCCUGCCUGGCCUCUGCUCCCGGGCCUUGGCAGAGCUGGGCUGAGGAUGCCUUCGAGAGAAGGGCCCCGUGCCAGCUUUGCAUUCGCAGCACUUCCAGCCUGGCCCUCUUUCCAAUGUGCUCCAAAGCCACGGCUGUGCCCGCAUCCUGCUGGUUUUCGAGUGGGUGGUGGGUGCUGGGAGUGGCUGGGAGUUGUCCCUUUAACCACCAGGUGCAGGGUAAUCUGCCAGAGAUUAUCUGCUGGAGGAGGAUUGGCAUUAAAGGGAAUGUCUCCUCCCUCCCCCCAUGUCCUGCAGCAUCCCCUGGCCUGGGUGUGUGUGUGGAAACCAAUUCACUUUCUCCUGGGCGAGCAGAGAGGGGUCUGAGGUUGGAGGGGCGAGGGGAGGAGGGCAGAUGAUGGCACUGGGCCUCUUCUUCCUCACCGUGCUGGCCACGCUGGUCUCCUGCCAGGACCCAGAAGGACAGCUGGACACUUACUGGUCUGGCACGGCGCCCAUCUGCGUGGGGGGCUGCAAGGGGAGGCACAAGGAGCUGAAGAGGAGCCAGUGUGGGAACGGCAGCUGCUGCUGGCUGGGCUACAAGUCCUUCUGCAGAGUGAACUGCGGGCGGCCCGAGGCGGAUUUUAACUCGGUGGUGCACGGGAACGACUGGUGGGUGGGCUCCGUGGUGCGCUACAGCUGCCGGCCCGGCUUCCUGCUGCUGGGGGAGCCCGCCAGCGCCUGCCAGUCCGACGGCCGCUGGACCCCCAAGCCCUCCUGCCUCCGGAUCUGCCUGCGGGGCCGCAUCGAGAUCAGCGAGCGGGACAUCACCGGCAAGUGCUCCUCGUCCUGCGGCAGCCAGGCGCACCUGGGAGCCUUCCUCAACCGCGGCUGCAUCAAGAUCUCGGCCUGUGUCACCAAGCUGUCGGGCUGGGCCCGCUGGUUCCAGCGCUGUGACAUCUGCGAGUGCGACUGCCACGUGCCCUGCGGUUCCUCCACGUAGAGCUGGGCCACCCGGGGCUGUGGCCACUGGCCCUGUGCUGAGGGAGGCUUCCACCCUGGGUUCUGCUUCCCUUCACCACAUGUCUCCAUUGCUGUGCUCCUUCCAUAAGCUCUGCCUGUCCCGAGGCUGCCAUCUGCGAGGCAAAGAGAUACUCUGGACUCACUCCUGCAGGGCUGGCUCAUCCCAGGACUCUCCAGAGGCAAGGGAUGCUCUGGGAGCAGCAGCUGCUGGGAUCUGCGUGUGUUUCCUGCAGCUGGAC